UACACCGCCACCUGAGAGAGAGAUAGACUAUAUAUAUAUAUAUGUAUAUAUAUAUAUAAAUGUAUAAGUAUCUAGAAAAAUCACUGGGCUUCAUCUCCUUGGAACGCUUUGGCUUCUUUUUCUUUCUCUUCUUCUUCAUCACUCAAACCCUACCCAAUUCCAAUUCAGCUUAGAAUUGUUAGGUAAGAGAAAGUCUCUGUCUUUUUAAGAUGGCUUCAAAAAGGAUCAACAAGGAGUUGAAGGACCUCCAGAAAGACCCUCCUGCUUCUUGCAGUGCUGGUCCUGUGGCUGAUGAUAUGUUUCAUUGGCAAGCUACUAUCAUGGGCCCUGCUGAUAGUCCCUUUGCUGGGGGUGUUUUUCUCGUAUCUAUUCACUUCCCACCUGAUUAUCCAUUCAAACCACCAAAGGUUUCCUUCAAGACAAAAGUUUUCCAUCCGAACAUCAAUAGCAAUGGCAGUAUAUGUCUCGACAUUCUGAAAGAGCAGUGGAGCCCUGCUCUAACCGUAUCCAAAGUUCUUCUGUCGAUAUGCUCGCUGCUGACUGAUCCAAACCCAGACGAUCCUCUGGUACCGGAGGUCGCUCACAUGUACAAGUCGGACAGAGCUAAGUAUGAAUCUACUGCUCGAUCCUGGACUCAGAAAUAUGCAAUGGGGGGUUGAGAGGGUUAUGGUUUAUUCUGCCAAUGGUUACUGGUGUCCUAGACCUGUUUUGGUAGAAUUAAUAGUAGUAGUAAAUAAAUAGAGGUUUGUUUGAGUAACUUUCUUGGUCUGUUACUAUGCUUUGUGUGUCACUCUCUUGAGUCUUGACACACCACACCAGCCAUUCUUGACAUUAUUAUUUUGAAUAGUUGAUAAUAGUAGCAUUGCUGUUGAAUUUUAUCAA
Humulus lupulus (European hop) is the source of this 882-nucleotide messenger RNA. Its product is annotated as ubiquitin-conjugating enzyme E2-17 kDa-like. Gene Ontology annotation, molecular function: ubiquitin conjugating enzyme activity. Gene Ontology annotation, cellular component: nucleus. Bases 210 to 659 code for a protein of 149 amino acids. Gene Ontology annotation, biological process: protein polyubiquitination. The transcript has 5 exons. NCBI's taxonomy places the organism in Eukaryota, Viridiplantae, Streptophyta, Magnoliopsida, Rosales, Cannabaceae. The record is from RefSeq and is a predicted model, not a curated record.